Esox lucius (northern pike) is the source of this 4972-nucleotide messenger RNA. RefSeq names its product ring finger protein 150b (gene rnf150b). The transcript has 6 exons. The coding region runs from base 405 to 1721 and encodes 438 amino acids. The record is from RefSeq and is a predicted model, not a curated record. Lineage: Eukaryota; Metazoa; Chordata; Actinopteri; Esociformes; Esocidae.
AUUUUUGUGAAUCUCGGUUAAGAGACUGAUACCACAUAUUAUGGGUUCAGUCUCUAGCUUUGAUUUAAUGUCUGCAUCAUGCCCCAGUUAAACUGUUCGUAAUUUUUUGCAUCAGUUUCAAUGGGGACCUUGAUUUUGAAGGCGCGAUUCCAGUCUUGUUGCUCAAGCUAAUGUUCACAGCACCCAGGUAACUCCUGGUGUGUCCGUGUUAUGUCGAGUGUGUGUGUGCGUGCACAAAGAGCAAUAGUUCUGGGGUGGAGGAAAACAAAUAACUAGUUAUGGAGUAGUUAGAAAGCGAGGUUUGGUGCUGGUGCAAUUACUAUAACGCAAGUCUAACCAACGUCAGCGAACAUAGAGAGAUAACCCAAUCCAGCUAGCGGGACUGUUGCUAGCUAGCUGCGGUUAUGGCCAUGUCGUUGAUUCGGGCUUGCCGCAGUUUGGCCCUGUCUACAUGGCUCCUGUCGUUCUGUUUCGUCCACCUCCUCUGUUUGGAUUUCACCGUCGCUGAAAAAGAGGAGUGGUACACGGCCUUCGUCAAUAUCACCUACAUAGACCCGGUCACAUCGGAAGUUCGCACGGAGAAAACAGAAUGCGGCCGAUAUGGGGAACACUCGAUGAAACGCGACGCCAUCGGAGUGGUGGUGCUUCCUUCUCUCUACCAGGACAGGCAAGCAUGCGACCCCAAUACUCGGUUCAUAGUACCGGUCCAGGGAAGUGCAUGGAUAGCGCUUAUUGCGAAGGGGAACUGCACAUACAAAGACAAGAUAAGACACGCUGCGAGUCAAAACGCCUCGGCCAUCGUGAUAUUCAACGUUGGAUCCAGCAACGCAAAUGACACCAUCACUAUGCCAUAUUCAGGUCUGGGUGACGUGGUCGCCGUCAUGAUUCCAGAACCUAAAGGUCGCGAGGUCGUGGCUUUGCUGGAACGCAACAUUACGGUAACCAUGCACAUCACCAUAGGAACCAGGAACCUCCAGAAGUACGUGAGCAGGACGUCUGUGGUCUUCGUCUCCAUCUCCUUCAUCGUCCUCAUGAUCAUCUCCCUGGCCUGGCUGGUCUUCUACUACAUCCAGAGGUUCAGAUACGCCAACGCGCGAGACCGCACCCAGCGGCGCCUGGGAGAUGCGGCUAAGAAGGCCAUCAGUAAACUCCAGGUACGCACCGUCAGAAGGGGUGACCAGGAGACCGACUCUGACUUUGAUAACUGUGCCGUGUGCAUCGAGGGGUACAAGCCCAACGACACGGUCAGGAUUCUGCCCUGCAGACAUCUGUUCCAUAAGAACUGUGUUGACCCCUGGCUUCUCGACCACAGGACCUGUCCAAUGUGCAAGAUGAACAUUCUUAAAGCCCUGGGCAUCGCUUUGAAUGCAGACUGUCUGGAUGACCUGCCCCUGGACUAUGAGCUCAUGGGGGUGGGCGGGGGGGGUCUCGCCCUGGAAGCCGUGGUUUCGGGGGGGUCCAGUGACGGGACCCUCAGCGAGGGGGGGUCGGUGGUGCUGGACCCAGGGGUGAGGAGGUUGGGGCUACCACAGGACUACAACGACACCGACCCACUGAGGGACAGUCCUGUCACGGCAACCACCGACACCUACACAGGGGAGCUCCAGCCAAUGGCCGGAAGUUCGUCCGUGGCGUCGCUGGUGAUUGCUGUGGAAACAGGUCUGUCAGAUGAAGACCUGUCACUGGACCAGGCCACGCCUACCGGGGACGCCAAGUCCUGAGAGAAGGAUUCCACUGUGACGGCGUUGAUGUUGACCUGACUGGACCUGGGAUAGAGGGCUUACCUGUAGGCUAACACCUAGUGGGCCUGUGGCUCCCUGGAUGGACCUAGAUGGCACCAGGGACCCAGGACAUACCUGGAAUGGAUUUAAUCACCUGGGCCAGGAGGUGCCAAGCCUCUGGUCAUCCUGUAUAGAGGAGAGUUACCUGGAUGAGUUCUGGAGCGACCUAUGUGACAUAAUCAGUGUUAUGAAUGAGCUGUUGGAUGGCCUGGUUGGUUAAUGUUACCUGGAUGGACAGUGUUACCUGUUGAGGUGUUUUACUGUGUUACGGAGCUGGACAGGUGUGGGUAUUUAGGGAGUAUUGCACAAUCAGUGCUGUCAUCGCACAGACGGAGCCGCGUGGAACCCACAGAACCCAGACGCAUCAUUCCCACAUUUAACCAGGUUUCCGUUAAAACUUGGUUUCCUCUUUUCGACCUUGAGCAAGCAUAGCAAAGCUUUGUUAAAAAGGAAUUACAUUCAUCAAAAAAAAAGAUCAUCACUUGGGGAAACCAUAAUAUUUAAAAGAAUAAACAGGGAUUAACCCAUUGUAUACAGAAUGACUGGUGUGGUUAUAUUAGACUGUGUUGAUUUAUGAUGCACCUCAUGCAUCACACCAAAAAAAAAUCUAAGGUCAAUACUUAAAAUUGUUUUUAGUCACAGAAUAUAAGUGAUAAAAGGCAGAACCCAUGCCUAAACGGUUAGCGUAGAUUACAAUCUUUACUAUCUGCUGUCCCACAAAGCUAACUAGCAAAACUACCCCGGUCAUUCACAAUACGAUGGCUAGUUCUAACUGAAAACAAAUUUAAAAGACACAUGUACAUCUUAUUUCCUGAAGUUUUGCUAUGUUUCUGAAAGGCUUGAAGACAGAAGGCAAUCGCAAAAACUGUAUUUCUGCCAUUUUGCCAGGAAUAAUAAGAUGAAUAAGCAGAUUUUUAAAGCUACAGUUUCAAACAACUUCUACAACAAGAAACGCUUUUUUCUUUUGUUUUUUGUUACCAUGGUGUUAAGGUCAUGUUCCCUACAUAUAAUACAACUGGAUGAAGCACUAUGAAAACAAGAACUUGUGCAGAUAUUAAAGGGACUUUUAUUUUGAAAAAGCCUCAAAGAACUAUGGGAGAUGCGGUCAGUGAUCUGCCCUGCGCUGUCUCAGCUAUACUUUGUCUCUGGAAUGACCUUCUCUACUACAGUGAAAAUGGAUGCAGUCACACCAUAGUAUUACUCUGUCAAAACUGUCUUUCUGUGCCUGUGUAUAACCUAUGGUCAUAUAUCGCUAAGUAUUUCCUCAAACCUUUUCGUAGCUUCCGUCCGUCUGUAUAUCUGUGCGGUGUCGCCGCUGUGCAUUUCACAUAUCCCAAAUGGCUCACUAUUUAGUACAGUGGGUUCUGGUCCAAAGUAUUUCACAAUGAGGGGAAUAGGGGGCCAUUUGGGUUGUUUUAUUCCUUUUGUUUUUUUUUACAUCGGUACCUCUGUCUAUGUUAACCGCCCAAUCAGAUUUGGUUGUGUUGUCAUGACGUUUCCAAUAACUGCCAUGUUGAGAAACGGGCGGGUUCUAGAGCUAGUCGACAAUCAGAUGUUAUUGCAAUGUUCUGGAACCCUUUUAGAAUCCUGAGACUCUUUCUUCGUCGUCGUUCGUUUAGGCAAUAAGGCAUGAGGGGGUUGGAUUUAUGGCAUAUACCACAGCUAAGAGCUUUUCUUAGGCACGACACAUCUUGGAGUGCCCGGGCACAUUGCUGGUAUAUGCACCGCAAACCUACAGUCUUACUGAUGAUAUAAGUCAGUUGGCAACGCCAUUAGAGCGGUAAAAACUGUGUCACACCUGUUCUAUACAGGCUUGUAUACCACAACCAUCAGCCAAUCGGGUUUAUACUGGGUGGAGGUACUGCCAAACAGUGUUUGUGUAAUCACAAUGGGUCUGUUUGAAAUGGGCCCCUAUUCCCUGGUUAGAACACAACUCCAGAACAGAACCUCAUGGGCCUUGAAACAAAAUGGUGGACUGAAACGGGCUUUUGGGGAAGAAUAUUUCAUAGGAGCGAGAGAGAGAGACCUCUAUUUUCAUAAAAAAAAAUGUUUAUUUUCAUAAUGAUGCAGAGAGAGAUGGAUCGACACAGUAUUGCUGACCCUGAAAACACACGGCUCAAGGAGGAAUCGAUGAAAUUGAUUCUGGAUCAAGUACACAACUGACUGAAAAUGUGUUUAUAGAGAGUGAGUUGAACCCUGAUCUUCCCAGCGUGUUGUUCAGUUUAAAACAAUGAAACAAAUGUCUGUCACAUGGGUGUUUCCUAAAUAGUACUGCUUUUUACCAAUGGGAUGCAGUUGGUAUUAUUGAUUAUAUUGACUGAUUUUGUACAAUUAUUAUGGUCGACAAUUGUCUGCCUUUUGUGUUUGUCAUUUUAUUGUUCCUCUAUUCCCUUUAUUUUCUCUUUGUUCAUUUAGGUGAGAAUUGUCUUUAAGCUUCCUGUGUUGCACUUUACUUCUGACUGAUAGAGACAGGGGAGGACAGGGAGAAGGAGACGAACAGGAGAGGACGGGGAGAAGGAGAUGAACAGGGGAGAAGGAGGUGAACAGGAGAGAAGGGGAGGAGAUGAACAGGAGGGGAGAAGGAGGUGAAUAGGAGGGGAUGGAGAGGAGGGAGGGAAACCGUUUGGGGAGGGGUUUUGCAGGCAUUCUAAUUCCAUCCAUCUCAAGUACACACUUGUUCAAUGUCAGGAUUUGGAGGGAGUGUGAGUGGUCUCCUCUGAGUCGCGGUUGGGAGGACUGUUACCUUCCAAUGAGGGUAGUUGGUUAGUUUCCAAUAAUAUGAAACCAUUCCAUUAAAAAUCCAUUCCAAGUGAACAAGUGCAGACUUGCAGGGUGUAGAAGUGUGGAGGAUUAGGACUCGUGCCGUUUAUUAAGGGAAGCGAGUGUCCAACGGAUGGCAUCCAAUGAAUGAUUGGCAUGGCAACUAAAGCCUCUCUGCAGUCUGAUUGGCUGAGCUAGUUAUGACACGCCCUCUGGUGUUUAUAUCAGUGAACAUGGUUAGGGUUUUGGGGGUGGUCUCCAUGGCAGUAGAUGAGGAAGACAUCCAUAAUGGAAUUGUGUGUGUUUCUACACACAGAGGGUUAGUGUAUAUAUUCAACACCAGCCGUAGUAAUGUUUGUUUGUAAAAUGUUGCACGUGUUCCAAGACAUAAACAGGCUGUAAAGUUUCAAUAAAUUUUAUUGCAAGUUUUU